GUGUGUGUGUGUGUGUCUGUGUCUUCUCAGCUGCAGUGCUGAAGUAUGAGAACAAUGUGAUGAACAUCCGGCAGUUUAACUGCUCGCCGCACCCAUAUUGGCUGCCCAACUUCAUGGACGUCUUCACCUGGUCUCUGCCCUUCGUUGGAGAGAAAGUGACAGAGAUGCUGGUGAACGUGUUGAACAUCUGCUCGGAUGAUGAGCUCUUGUCAGAAGGUGACGACACCUGUGAGGGUGGAGCUCCAGCUGUCAGGAAGGAGGUAAUCAGGAACAAGAUCCGGGCGAUUGGAAAGAUGGCUCGUGUCUUCUCUGUGCUCAGGGAGGAGAAUGAGAGCGUGCUGCAGCUGAAGGGACUGACGCCGACUGGAACGUUGCCCCUGGGAGUUUUGUCCGGAGGUCGGCAGACUCUGCAGAAUGCCACCGUAGAAGCAGAAGAGGCUCGAGCCAUCCAAGGCUACAAGCCAACACACAAGAUCCAGAGCUUUGAGGAGGCCAAAGGCCUGGACCGGAUCAACGAGCGGAUGCCCCCUCGUCGAGACAGCAAGCAGAAUGAGGCGGUGCUGUCCCUUAACAACCUGUCAGCUGGCACUGGAUCAUCAGACAAGAACGGCACCAACACACAGUCCUAGAUCCAGGUCUCAACCUCUUGGCUCCACCCCUUCUCCUCAUAUGCCAUGUGUUGUUUCCUGUCCCCUCCUUAAAGGUCCGGAGAAGCUUAAUUUAUUUUUUUGCUGAUGUCGCAGUGAACAGUGACAUGCUGGAUUAAAAAGACGAGUUGAGGUAAAUGUAUUAUUAAAAUGUGACCUGGUUUUUGGGACUACGUGGACACUGUGUUCAGUGAAAUCAUCAAUAACUUCUUAUGCCAAUGAUGGUGUGACUGAGAACUGUCUGUUUUAAAUGUCCCUUCUUCUUAGAAUGCCACCAUGAUUCCAGAGAAGGACCAUGCCUCUAUUAGCUGUGGGGACAUUGACCAUGAUUCCAGAGGAGGACCAUGUCUGUAUUAGCUGUGGGACAUUGACCAUGAUUCCAGAG
This is a messenger RNA of Thalassophryne amazonica, 1032 nucleotides long. RefSeq names its product serine/threonine-protein phosphatase 2B catalytic subunit alpha isoform-like. Gene Ontology annotation, biological process: calcineurin-mediated signaling. Bases 60 to 629 code for a protein of 189 amino acids. The record is from RefSeq and is a predicted model, not a curated record. The transcript has 7 exons. Gene Ontology annotation, cellular component: cytoplasm; calcineurin complex. Gene Ontology annotation, molecular function: calmodulin-dependent protein phosphatase activity; calmodulin binding. Lineage: Eukaryota; Metazoa; Chordata; Actinopteri; Batrachoidiformes; Batrachoididae.